AUGACCGCAACCAUAUCCCAGUCCUCGCACUUUGUUGACGUUGCCACGCAGACAGACGCGCAUUCCUUUACUAUCACUCGCCUCCUUGUGGACACGGCUGUGAUGACAGGGGACCCAGAAGUUAGUAGUAUCCAAGUCGAUGCCGGAUGGAAGACCCUCGACGGGAUUCCUUGUAUCAUGGGUGGCCUAACGGCGCUUGUUGCAUCUGUCGGUGGUACCCUGCGUGGGCGUACCCAAACCGAAUUCCCUUGGAAAACCCUGCCCAAGGAGCUAGCUCGGCUCGGAUGUUGCCUCGUCAACUACCCUAACGAGACUUUGAUGCCCGGCGAGACUCGACCUACGCUCUCUCGGAGCAAAGGCGUCCAUGAUCUGACCCUUCCUCAUCGUAUCAAUCUUGUCAAUGCGCUCAAGAUGGGCACCCUCACCAUUCGAGCCGUGACGAAUGAUGCUGCUCGCACACGCCUUAUGAUGUCUACGGACCCAGUUAUUAUUGGAGAAGCACCCUCACAUCGAUCGAUCUACUCCCGCGGGCGACGUGCGUUUGCUAAUGGUGACAUUGAUUGCAAGGGUCCUCGCCGUCUUGCCUCUCCCCCUUCUACACCUCCCACUUCUACACCACCCACUCGUACUUCUACACCUCCCGCUCGUCCUUCUACACCUCCUGCUCGUCCUUCUACACCUCCCGCUCGUCCUUCUACACGUGCUGCUCGUCCUUCUACAUGUGCUGCUCGUCCUGCCACAUCACCUACUCAUCGUCAUGUUCAGGUCUUUGUAGAGAUAUCCCGCCCGCCACCCCGGCCAGCUUCUAGGGCAGUCUCCAAAGUAAUACCACCAUCCACCACUCACACCAUAUCACGCCUGCCACCCUGGCCAGCCUCUAGAGCGGCCUCCAAAGCAAUAACACCGUCCAUCGCUCACACCACGGAUCUCAUCCCACCAAUCGCUGCCGUCGAGCGGUCUGCAUCUUCUUCUGAAUAUGUUGAUGAUGAGACUCUAGAUGAGGAGUCAGAUGCUAGUGAGAGCGAUCAUCGGCCUGCCAAGCGUCUCAGACGGUAUAACAGCAAAUAA
Molecule: messenger RNA, 1068 nt
Organism: Suillus fuscotomentosus
Lineage: Eukaryota; Fungi; Basidiomycota; Agaricomycetes; Boletales; Suillaceae
Exons: 3
Coding region: 1-1068 (355 amino acids)
Source: RefSeq, a predicted model, not a curated record